CAAUUCAGUGUUUAAGGAAUUUUUGACAUCAAGGACAUGACUUGAACCAUGAAUAAUAAAUAAUAGAACACAAAAGAUAAAUUGAAGUUUAAAUUUUAUAUAAAAAAAAGCACAAAAUUUAUAAAAAUGGAUAAAAAUGAAGAACCGGAAUUUGAUUGGGUCCAAAUUAGAAAAGAUAUGGGAAAUUUCCCUUUAGAAGAAACAACUAAAGAAAAAAUGAUACGAAAAAUGAAAGAGAAUCCUUUUGUUCCAAUAGGAUGCUUAGCAACAUUUUCGGCACUUUCAUAUGGUUUAUGGAGUUUUCGUCAUGGUAGAAGGAAGACAUCACAAUUAAUGAUGAGACUUCGUGUAGCAGCUCAAGGUUUUACAUUAGUUGCUCUUGUAGCGGGUAUUGGUUUGGCUGCGGCUAAACCUCAAGUUGAAGCAAAUAAAUCAAAGUAAAAUCUCAAGCAAUGUAUAAGAAUGCCUCAAUUGACUGUGUAUAGUAUUUAGUUAAAAAAUAUAUAUUAUUAUGAUUUGA
Molecule: messenger RNA, 520 nt
Organism: Chrysoperla carnea
Lineage: Eukaryota; Metazoa; Arthropoda; Insecta; Neuroptera; Chrysopidae
Product: HIG1 domain family member 2A, mitochondrial
Exons: 3
Coding region: 127-441 (104 amino acids)
Biological process (GO): mitochondrial respirasome assembly
Cellular component (GO): mitochondrion
Source: RefSeq, a predicted model, not a curated record